UCUUUCUCCCCCCUCCCCUCCCUCCCUCUCUCUUUCUCUCUCUCUCUCUCAAGGUGUAGGAGCUCUCCUUUUCCAGACCAGAGAGGGGCGCCUUUCCUGUUCCCUUCUCCCUCACCCACCGAUUUUUUUUUUAAAUGGGGAAAAAAAUCCAAGCCGGGAGUAAUAGCGAGUGGAUCUGCUCGGAGCUGAAUGAAUGGAAGCUGCGGGGCGGGCCUGCGCGGACGGCCACCCUGCCCACGAUGCGGUCCCCUCGCGGCCUGUAGGGCCCUCGCCAGCCCCUCGCCCUCCUCCCGCCCCGGGCAGAGGCCGCCGCCAGCUCCGCGCCCGACGCCGAGGCCGCGGCGGCCGAGGGGAAGGUCGGAGGGAGGGUGGUUUCCUCCCGCCCCACACCCAGUCUCCGAGCCGGAUAUAUAGAGUGUCACGUUUGGGAGCCGAAAGACGAGAGCAGCUUCCUCGUGGCCGGAGCACUUCCCGGAGCCCCGGGGAAGGACCGGGAUUUAGAGGACCACUAGUUGAGCCCGCCCCGCGCCGGAGGAGCAGUUUACUGACUGGUGUACAUCAUCUCAUCAGGGCUACUGGCCUGCCACUAAGCGCUCUAAUAUACCAGUUAUCGGAAUUCCAGCUGAGUUUGGAUGAGAACAGCAAAAAGAGACAGGAACCUCUUUCCGAAGCUAUAAAAGACAAAGGGAAGAGCCAUGUCCAUGAUUGCAGAUUUCUAUGGUGGCAAGUCCAUUCUCAUUACUGGGGCCACAGGCUUCUUGGGCAAAGUGUUGAUGGAGAAGCUAUUUCGCACCAGCCCAGAUCUGAGAGUCAUUUACAUCCUUGUGAGGCCCAAGGCUGGCCAGACCCUGCAGCAGAGGGUUUUCCAGAUCCUAAAUAGUAAGCUGUUUGAAAAAGUCAAAGAAGUUUGUCCAAAUGUGCAUGAGAAGAUCCGAGCUAUUUCUGCAGAUCUCAAUCAGAAUGACUUUGCCAUCAGCAAGGAGGACAUGCAGGAGCUUCUUUCCUACACAAACAUCAUCUUCCACUGUGCGGCUACUGUGCGCUUUGAUGACCACCUGAGACAUGCCGUGCAGCUUAAUGUCACUGCCACCCAGCAGCUCUUGCUCAUGGCCAGUCAGAUGCCAAACUUGGAAGCCUUCAUACACAUCUCUACUGCCUUUUCAAAUUGUAACCUGAAGCACAUUGAUGAAGUCAUCUAUCCAUGCCCUGUGGAGCCAAAAAAAAUCAUCGACUCCAUGGAGUGGUUAGACGAUGCUAUUAUUGAUGAGAUCACACCCAAGCUGAUCGGGGAUCGGCCCAAUACGUACACCUACACCAAGGCCUUGGGAGAGAUGGUGGUGCAGCAGGAGAGCGGCAAGCUCAAUAUUGCCAUCAUACGGCCCUCCAUCGUGGGAGCAACCUGGCAGGAGCCUUUCCCAGGUUGGGUUGAUAACAUAAAUGGACCUACUGGGCUCAUUGUUGCGGCUGGGAAGGGGUUUCUUCGGUCCAUAAGAGCUACUCCGAUGGCUGUGGCAGAUUUAAUUCCAGCAGAUAUAGUCGUCAAUCUCACCUUGGCUGUAGGAUGGUACACGGCAGUUCACAGACCUAAGUCAACAUUGAUCUACCACUGUACAUCUGGCAACCUCAAUCCCUGUAAUUGGGGCAAAAUGGGGAUCCAAGUCUUGGCAACCUUUGAAAAAAUCCCACUUGAGAGAGCUUUCAGGAGGCCAAAGGCUGAGUUCACAACCAACAACGUCACAACCCAGUACUGGAAUGCAGUCAGCCACAGGGCCCCUGCCAUUAUCUAUGACUUCUAUCUGCGGCUCACGGGAAGGAAGCCCAGGAUGACAAAACUCAUGAAUCGGCUUUUAAGAACCCUUUCCAUGCUGGAGUAUUUCAUCAACCGGAGUUGGGAAUGGAGCACAUACAAUACAGAAAUGUUGAUGUCCAAGCUGAGUCCUGAAGACCAAAGAGUAUUCAACUUCGAUGUGCGCCAGUUGAAUUGGUUGGAAUACAUUGAAAAUUAUGUUUUAGGAGUUAAGAAGUAUUUAUUGAAAGAGGAUAUGGCUGGGAUCCCAGAAGCAAAGCAACACUUAAGAAGGCUCCGAAAUAUUCACUACCUCUUUAAUACUGCCCUCUUCCUCAUCGCCUGGCGCCUUCUCAUUGCAAGAUCUCAGGUGGCUCGGAAUGUGUGGUUCUUCAUCGUGAGCUUUUGUUACAAAUUCCUCUCCUACUUUAGGGCGUCCAGCACACUCAAGGUCUGAGAACAUUUGGCGAUCUCCUUUUGUUUGGAACCUCUCAGAUACCUCUAAAACAGCAACUGUGGUUCUCAAGCUUAGGUAGUAACAAAUAUGUCCAAGUCAUUACCUGUCAAAUGUGCUGUCACGUAUAUCCUCAUUUCUUAACUAUACAUUUUUAUUUCAGUGAGAGAAGGAAAGUCAUAUCCUAGCCUAUAAUCGUACAUGUUAGGAAAAAAUUGUUUCCUGAUUGUUUCCUAACACUCUAUUCUAUGCUCUUGAAUAUAAAACACCAAAGUACACCCAUCUUCCCAUAUUUAGCUUUUUCCUCCUUGAGAGGACUAAUUUCAACUCAAUAAACAUGGAAGAACACAUGGUAGAAGCUGAGAUAUGCUAAAGAAAGGCAGUUCUAACCUUGGAACCAUUCUAGUGUACUUAGUAUAAAGGUUUAAAAUCAAGGUAAGUAGAGGAAGGAAGGUCUCAACAUCUUCACAAAUGCUGUUAGAGAAAUAAUUCUCCACCGAGGUUUCUGCUUUCUUUUUGUGUUAUACCAUGGAGUCCUGUUUGAGGGCUGGGGGAAUUAGAAAAGUGGGUUCACAUUUAACAUUUUCCUUAACUAUACCCACUUCUGAAACCUAAAAAAACCCAAGAGGUGUAAAUAAUUAUGUAUAAAGUGAAGGCUCAAGUGUAUUUUCAUUGGGACUCUCUAUUAUGCUUUUAAGUAAAAAUUAGUUCCCGUAAUUUGAAUUUGACAUCGAUUAUUUCUAAAUCUUUUGAAUCUCCAGUUUUCCUGAUAACCUCCUAAGGGUUUCCCUCUUCUUCAUUAAAGUCUCCAAAUCCUUUAAGUUUAUAUUGCUCAGGCCUCGAUUAGAGAUUAGAGUGACUAAUGUUAGAGGAAGGUCCUAGGCUAGAAUCAUGUAAAAACCCAUUUCCCUGAUCUUUGCCAUUGAGGAAAGCAAAAUUUCAAAUAAAAUUUUAAAUGCUAGCUUUAGCUUUUUCUAUAAGUGGGGAAGUUUACUCUUUCACCAGGAUUUGCUAGUAUCUUGAUCACUCCAGUUGCAGAGUGUUACCUGUAGAAUGUGCAGCAGAAAAGGACAGACUUCAUUAAGUGACUCUAAGUUUAGAGAGGGGCUUCCCUAGUGGCGCAGUGCUUAAGAAUCCGCCUGACAAUGCAGGGGACAUGGGUUCGAGCCCUGGUCCGGAAAGAUCCCACAUGCGCAGAGCAAUGACUGAGCCUGCGCUCUAGAGCCCGCGAGCCACAACUACUGAGCCCACGUGCCACAACUACUGAAGCCUGAGCGCCUGGAGCCUGUGCUCCGCAACAAGAGAAGCCGCCGCAAUGAGCAGCCCUCGGCAGCUAGAGAAGCCCACGCACAGCCACGGAACACCCAACGCAGCCAAUAAAUAAAAUAAAUCUAUAAGUUUAGAGAACAGGUGUUGUUUUGUUUGUUUAAAAAUAUUUUAUGUAUAAUGCAAAUGAGUAAAAAACUAAUCUCAAAAUCCUGUAUUAAUAAUAUAACUGUUAUCCCAACUGUCCUCAUAUUUGCGAGACGAGUGCGCGUCGGAUUGCAGCAUUUCACGUUAAGAACAUGGACUGUGACUCACAUAGAGUACCCAGGGCCUAAGCAACUAAAACUCAUCACAGCUACUCGGAAACUACGUGAGCACAAAAUGUUAACGAGUUGUAUUUAUGCUCACUGAGAUAACUGGUUAAUACUCAGAAAGCCACACGAGGUGGCGGAAGUAUACCAGGGCCGUGAGGAUGACUUCUAGCCCAAUAUUACUUGAGAUUUUUCUGAACCCCAUAAAGGGCAUUUGGGGGGGAACUCUUCUGGGCAUGUCUUUCCCAAUCUUAUCUAAGUUCUGGGAACUACUUCCCAGGGCAGACAACCCAGUUCUGAAACAAAGUACCUGGUUAUCUUCUGUUCGAGAUGUCUGUAUGACAUGUUUGAGUUACACUGAUUAAGAUACAAACUGUAGAUAAUGAUAAAAAUGAAAUCAAGAUACAAUUCAAUGAAAUUGGACAAAACAUAAUAGUUCUAAGAAUUUACUAUCUUUUGAUUAUUUUAUGUUUCACCAAUUCAAU
This is a messenger RNA of Balaenoptera acutorostrata (minke whale), 4302 nucleotides long. RefSeq names its product fatty acyl-CoA reductase 2 (gene FAR2). The record is from RefSeq and is a predicted model, not a curated record. Gene Ontology annotation, cellular component: peroxisome. The transcript is spliced from 13 exons. Gene Ontology annotation, biological process: long-chain fatty-acyl-CoA metabolic process. Bases 696 to 2243 code for a protein of 515 amino acids. Gene Ontology annotation, molecular function: alcohol-forming very long-chain fatty acyl-CoA reductase (NADP+) activity. NCBI's taxonomy places the organism in Eukaryota, Metazoa, Chordata, Mammalia, Artiodactyla, Balaenopteridae.